GGGAUCAAACUAAAGAUUGAUUAUAGAAAAUGGCGGUCGAGUCUAUAUCAGUAAAUAAUAUGCGAAGUUGUAUUUAUAAUUCCUCUUUUUCAUGAAUGACAAAAUGUAGUGAUUCAAACAAGUGAUUUUAAGUGAACUGGAACUCAUUUCGAACAUUCAAUGUGCUUUUAUGUGACCAGAAUUAUGUAAGAAUAAAGACGCAAAUCGUUCAUGUUAAACGACCAAAGCAUCUAAACAAAUGAAUCAAAAUGGGAAACUCCUUCUUGUUCACGAUUAUUACGAUCAUGAUUUUGAUACGAAUAUCGAUGCAGAAUGAAAAUAAUGAAUGUCCUAAAAAAUGUGACUGCUUAGAACAGUAUGUGGAUUGUUCAAAAAAAAAUUUGGUGUCAGUGCCAAGAAUUCCAAAGUGGGUGGAACAAUUAGACUUAAGUUACAAUAAAUUGAGUAAAGGUAUUACCGAAGGCUUCGAGGAAUUAUUAUCGUUAAAAAUAUUAAAGUUAGAUAAAAACACUCUGUUACAUAUUCCUACUUUUCUUCAUCCUAACCAUAUACAAGAAUCAGGUUACAAUCAACCUGCCUACGGCGGACAAGCUGGUCAGCUGGAAAUUGGCCAUGGACCAUAUCCGUCCAUAGGAGCGGGGGGGACAGUAUCACCUCAAGUUCAGCAAUGGUUUCGAGCAGUCGACAAAGACCAGUCUGGCUUUAUUACAGCAAUAGAAUUAAAAUCUGCUUUAGUAAAUGCCCAAGGACAAACUUUUUCGGAAACUGCAUGUAACUUAAUGAUUGGUAUGUUUGACAAAGAUCGUUCAGGCCACAUAAAUUUAGAAGAGUUUGACAAACUAUAUACUUACAUCAAUCAGUGGCUUGCGGUAUUUAAAACUUAUGACACGGACCAAUCUGGACACAUUGAUGGACCAGAGUUAUCUAAAGCUUUGAUGCAAAUGGGAUUUCGAUUCACCCCAGAAUUUAUCAACUUCUUAAUCAAAAGAAGCGAUCCCAAUGAGGGAAAAAUAUCAGUGGAUAAUUUCAUAGUUCUAUGUGUCCAAGUACAACGUUUCACUGAAGCAUUUCGAGUAAGAGACACUCAACAAAAUGGAACAGUAACAAUUGGAUUUGAAGAUUUCCUCAACAUUGCUCUCAGCUGCUCCAUAUAAUUGACGAAUUUAUAAGCUAAGCUUCUAUUCGAUAUUUUAAUAUGCUAUAGAUACCUGAACAUACUUCAUGUUUAAAGCUAUUUGAACGCCUUACUGCAUACAAUGAACAAAUUAAAAAAAUAAAAAUAAUGCACUGUUUUUAGAUCUGAUUUGACAUACACACAUGGUUUAAUUAAAGUGAUGUUUAAAAAAAUAUUUUUAAUAAAAUAAUAUUUACAA
Vanessa tameamea is the source of this 1373-nucleotide messenger RNA. It is a transcript of the gene Pef, whose product is annotated as peflin. The transcript is spliced from 4 exons. Gene Ontology annotation, biological process: COPII vesicle coat assembly. NCBI's taxonomy places the organism in Eukaryota, Metazoa, Arthropoda, Insecta, Lepidoptera, Nymphalidae. The record is from RefSeq and is a predicted model, not a curated record. Bases 249 to 1154 code for a protein of 301 amino acids. Gene Ontology annotation, molecular function: calcium ion binding.